GGUUUCUGGCCGGCAGGUACUUCCCCCAGAAAGGGGGACCCGCCUGCCCCAGAUCGUCGCGCCGGUUUUUAUCACCCUCAUUUCGCCCUCUUCAGCGCUUGUCGGCUUUCCCAUUCUCUUCGCACGAAGAAACCGUCGUUCUUUACAGAGUCUCGCGCUCGAUCCAUUCGUUUCUCAACACUCUUCGGCCUUUAGCCCUACAGCUGCCGUCCCGCCGACUAUCCUACGGCCUUUUACGAUCUCGAAAAACAUCAAUUGAGUUCGCGCUCCUAAUCCACAAUGCUCGUCAAAUCCGUCGCCGCUUUUGCGGCCCUCACCUUCGCGGCCAGCGUCGCUGCUGAGCCGAGGCCCUACAAGCCUACCCUGAUGAAGACCUCGGUCCGCGACCUGUUCGGCGUCGUCCGCCGGCAGGAUGGCUCGGGCUACCAACCGGAACAGGCGAUGUGCGGUGAGGGAGCCACCUGCGCGGAGGCUUGCGGCGCCGGCUACACGACCUGCUCUUCGGGCGACAACCAGGUCCACUGCUUCAACCCGACCGCCGGCGAGAUUUGCUGCCCUAACAAGUCUGGCAACUCGUGCGACGCUGGUUACUACUGCACGUCCGACAAGGAAGGCGAGACAUGGUGCUGCCCCGAGGGCUUGGAUCUCACUGCCUGCGCGGCCGCGUACAGCGUGACCGGCGGCCUGGUCUCGCAGACGCCCGCUCCCACUUCCACCUCGACCAGCAGCUCCAGCAGCUCGACCGUGCCGCCGACCACCACGUCGACGUCGACCUCAUCGUCGACGACGUCCACUUCGUCGACCAUCGCCAGCAACUCCACCACCUCAGUGCUGAGCACGUCCUCGGCUCCCCUCACCACUGCCAUCACCAUCACCUCGAGCCCGUCGCUCCUUCCCAGCUCGAGCCUCGCGCCGCCCUCCCUCAACACCACGUCGCUUUCGACCGUCGUGUCCCCGAAGCCGACGCAAUCCAACAUCGCCGAGGGCGCCGGUAGCGUCGUCGGCCCUGCGUCUGCGCUGCUCUUCCUCGUGGCGGGUGUUGCUGCCCUUCUCUGAGCUCAUAACGGCAUCAUAUCCUUGGGGGGGUGAAGGUUGGCUGGCAUCGGCACGGAAUCAGGCCGGACC
Chaetomium strumarium is the source of this 1125-nucleotide messenger RNA. RefSeq lists its product as uncharacterized. Lineage: Eukaryota; Fungi; Ascomycota; Sordariomycetes; Sordariales; Chaetomiaceae. The transcript is spliced from 2 exons. Bases 280 to 1056 code for a protein of 258 amino acids. The record is from RefSeq and is a predicted model, not a curated record.